AUGAAGCUUGGUGCACAAACAAAUUGUGAGAUAUGAAGCUACAGAGAGUAAAUUAUGAUGCAGAUGAAAAAGAAGACAGGUUAAGCGAUUUACCCGAUUGUAUAGUUCUUGAUAUAUUCUCUUUUUUGAAUGCAAAACAAGUUGUUCAGACUUCAGUUUUGUCCACAAGAUGGCACCAUCUCUGGAAGUAUCUACCCACACUUUCACUAGUUUCUUCACACUUUGACAAUUUUGAUGAUUUUAUCAGAUUUGUCAUUAAUUUUUUCUUUUUUCUAUUUCGCGACGGCGAUUUCUCCAUCUCGCUGCACAAACUCGAUUUUCGCUACAGGGAUGGCCUGACUCCUUUCCGCUUCCGCCACCACGCCGGGGAUGGCGUGAGUCCUGACCUCUUAAAUAGCAUGUUAACUUAUGCUGUUUCACGCAGUGUUAAGGAAUUGAAAAUCUGUAUGAGAUCUGAUAUUCAACUAUUUCCGUCUUGUAUCUCUUCAUGUCACAGUUUAACACAUCUGAACUUUUUUGUUCCCCAAAGAAACCCUAAAAAUCCUAAUGGAAAAGUAUUAUUUCCGAAUUCUCUAAAUUUGCCAUCAUUGAUCCACUUGCAUAUAGGGCGUGUGGCCUUUCAUGGCGGAGUUGAUAUUUUUUCUGGUUUUCCCCGGUUGAAUAGAAUGAUGAUUACUCACUUUGAAAUUUUGGGUGAACAAAACUUAUGCAUAUCAAGUACCAGCCUUGUUGUACUAGCCAUGGAAAUUUUUUUUCCUCAUCAUUGGAAAAUUCAGCUGUCUACUCCAAAUCUUUCUACUUUUAGUUUUAUAGGAACUCCUUCUCAGAUAAUGUGUGCGAGCCGUCUCAGUUCUCUUAAAUACGUCCAGAUUUACCCGGAAAAAAUGAAUUAUGUAAAAGCUCCUUCUCUUCUACUCAGCUUGUUGCAUGAACUUGCUGCUGAUAUUCAAUCGUUGAAGCUCUGUUCCAAUACUCUUCAAGUUCUCUCUUUACUUCCUGAUGUAUCUAAGAUUAAACUCAAUUCCUUGUAUAAGUUGGAGUCAUUGAGGAUAAGAGUGAAAGAAAUUUCCAACACAUUGUUCGAGCCUGCCGGAUCACAAGAAGAAGAAGAAGAAGUUGCCAAGUUAAUAGAAGCAUUCAAAAAAGUAGAAGAGAAUGUAAAGGUUGCUGAAGUUUAUUGGAGACGAAGAAGUUGAUACAGAAAGUAGGUUGCUGAAGUUUAUUGGAGACGAAGAAGUUGAUACAGAAAGUAGGUUGCUGAAGUUUAUUGGAGAUGAAGAAGUUGAUACAGAAAGUAGAUUAGAAGCUCUGUAGUACCGGCACUAUUGAAAAAAUUUUGUAGGUGUCCUGUUUCCGUUGUCAGUGCUUCAUAUUGGAAGUUGUUAACAUAAUUGGUUAAGGGCUGAGGUAAAAAGCCCCAAUUGAUUUAGAGCUGAGGUAAGAAGAAACUUUGGCAUAUAAGAAUUAAGAACAUGAAAUAAAAGUCUAGUUACUGAUGUGGAAAAGUUUGAAAUGGAAAGUACCUUAUCAGUGUUAACAUAAAGUUUGGGACCCAUCAAGUUUAGUGUGAGAAAAGGUGAAACUGGUUAUGUUUGUAUUUGGACCAAGAGGAAGAACUCUGUGUGAGAGAUCAGGAGCCCAUAAUUUGUGUGCUUGAUAGUCAAGAAAGUAUGGCAAUUCUGACAUUGGUGGCUUAUCGGUAUUACAUAUCAAUUUUAGUUCUUCUCAUUAGUUCACCAACAUGAAUUUUAUAUUUUGUGCAACUUUCAUCAUAUACCAUCUUCAUCUUCUUCUUGUGAAAGGUACACAAUUAACUCAUAAUUUUUAUGAUUUGUGUGAUUUUCAUUUAUGGUUCUUUUUGUGGUUUAUUUGUGACUUCAACUUCCAUGGAGAAAUGAACACCCAUGCUUUCUUAUUCGUUACUAUGGUGAAAGCUACAUAAUUUUUUAAGUAAGUAGUAUAUGUUAUAUGAUGUUCUAAAUCUCUAUAAAAUAUGUUGAAAGACAUAUUUAUCUAUGUUAAGUUUAACAUGUUGCAUUAAAUUUAUAUAUGUAUGAUUUAUAAAUUAUUCAAGUAUGUGAAUUUGACUAAUUAAGAAUAUAUCAAUCAACUACCUAACUAAGAAUGAAAAAUGCCUAUGGUCACCCUUAAAUAAUUACCCUUUCAUACAAAAAGUUGAUGUAAUUUUGGUUGAAAAGUUCUCAAAUUUUCAGAAGCAGUGGUCGUCAACAGUCCGUCAAAGCUUACCAAAGAUACUUGAACCUUUCAUGCUUUUGUUGAAGCCCUUGUUUCAAUUUUUCACACUUUUUUAGUACCUUUGUAAAAAGAUACCUUCUCUUGAUAUUUUUAUUGUCCAGGUUACUUACCCUUUAUGUUUUAUUCCCUAAUUCUUUAAGUAAUUAUAUGUUUUAUGUGAUAGAUUCAAUGUUACUUGUUCUUGCUUAAGUUAGAGUUUUAAUGUUACUAGACAAGUGUACUCGAAAAAUGUAGGUUUGAGAAACAUCUCAGAUGCUAAAUACAUUCUAUUAAAUAUCAUAUUCGCGUAUUAGUUUGUGUUUGAUUAUAUUAGUUUGGUGUUCAGGCUACAUGAGAGAUUCUAUUUUACCCAAAUUUGCUCUCUUUGCAUAGACGAUGUUUGGCACUCUAUUUAUAGCAAGAAAUUUAUUUGGAUUUUAGUUAGAUUAAGGCCUUAAUGUAUAAGUGCUUGUGUAAAAUUUGUUUCUAUAAUAAAAGAUAAAAUAAAGUUAAGCAGAUUUCAUAUAAGCAAUAAGUUUUUUCAUAAGCUAUCCUUAAGAGCUAAUAGAAAUAAGUUGAAAACAACUUGUGUACAUGUCAAGCUGUUUUAGUAAGCUCAGUCAAACAAUCUCUGAAGUACUUAUGUUAGUAUAUAAGCUCAAUUAAGUUAACCUAAACAGGUCCUAACUAUGUAAUGAUUCAUUGACGAAUGAAGCAAAACAACCAAAGAUGGCAGCAAAUAUGAUUCUAUAGUUUUAUAUUUCACUUUUUUUCAUUUCUUUGUUUUGUGCAGAAUCCUCCUUCAGUUCUAACUCUGGUGGCUGUAAAAUGGGCUAGCUGGUUGAGGAAUCCUCCUUCAGUUUCAGUGCUAUCUUUAAAAGUUAUCUCUCACUGGUUUGAAAGCUUUCUUUAUGCAAAAUUUGAAAGUAUUUUAGCUCCUAUAAUUUGUUGAAUAAGUUUAAUUUGUAGUGUGGAAUCUAUUUCAUUUCAUUCUUUAGUCUUGCUCUUGACAUGUAUCUAUCAUAUAAGAAAAUUCAAUGUUCUUUAAAAAUCUAAAAUGCCCUUCUUGUUCAAUAUUAAGCCGCGUGUAUAGCUUAAGCAUUCACUACAGCACUCUGUUUUACAAUCCAUUUUGUGUUUGAUUUCAACAACUCCUUCAACGACAGUUUCAAAAACGGUUUCUCUUCUAAAUUAAAAAACGGUUCCUCGUUCAUUAAUCUGCCUGCCCUCUCUUUCUCGAACUCGUCCUUGCUCUCUUUCUCCAUCUCUCUUGCUUACGGCUUCUUCUUCCUUACCCCUUCUUCUUCUUGUACCUCACAUUAAACCUAAAUUUUUGAGAGAUCAAACCCACUGCUCCAACAUCAAAACCACUGCACUUCAACCUAAUACUCCUUUGCCACCCGGUUCGAUUCCACUGUACAUAUUUCGCCACCAACGUUGCUAUUUGCCUUAAGGCUGAAGAUAAUAAACCUGAUUUUAUUACAAGGAUUGUCGAGUUCUUCGAAUCUGAAGACAAAGAUCUAUCUUUUACCGCUUAGUGGUUUUACAUAGUCGUGUUAUUAAGAUUCAUCUAGAGCUUAUUGACAAGAAGAUUGUCUUCAUAUAUGGUGUCAAAGAUGAAAAUCCUUUUGAUUGUAUUGUGAGGUAAGUGAAGAUUGCCCUAAUUACUCCUGAUGUAAGUGUUGUUUUAAAGCAUUUGGUUUCAACCGCUUCGAUUACUUUUAAUUUUCUUCAUUCAAUUUAGUUUUUUCUACGAUUCUAAAUGUUACUCUUUUAGAGUUUUGUUUAUGUAUACUAUUGAAUGUUUGUUCGAAUGAAGGGAACUAAAGUAACGCCGGUGACUACCAUCACAAUGAAAGUUAGAAAAUACUUUCACUAUCCUUUGGAAAAGGAAGAAGCUUGUCGCUUUAAAUCAUCUGUGAUUUCAGAGCCGAUGUCAACGCUAAAGAUCGUUAGAAGAACACCGUAAUUCGAUUCUAAUUUUCUUUAAUUCUAUGUGGCUAUGUUGUUUUAUUGCUUUUGAAACUAAAUUGAAAUUGAAAUUGAGUUGACUCCUUAUGUUAAAAAGGUUGUGUUGGAAUGUUAUGAUGAGGUGAAACCUACAGGUGAUGAGCAAGCCGAUUGUCAGAUGAACAAUUCAAAUACUAAAGAAGAAAUUGACAAAGAAGUAGAGCCAAUGGGAAGGAAUUAAAAUGAUUUUAUUUUCUUAUUUAAAAAGUAAAAUGCGAUUUUUUUUCCUUUCGGAGAAGUGUGUUGUGUCAGAUUUGGAAUUUCUUUCUCUUCUCCAUAAAUAUGGACUACCAUAUGCUAGUUUCAAGAAUUCCUUUCUCUUCUCGAAAAACGUUGACUUACAUAUGUAAUUUAUGAAAAAAAAAAUUAUUCUCCAAAAAAGUGGAUUACGAUAUGUCAUUUUUGGAAUUUCUUUCCCUUCUUCAUAAUUGUGGACUAUCAUAUGCAAGUUACAAAAAUAUUUUUCCCGUCUCCAAAAACGUGGACUAUCAUAUGUAAUUUAUGAAAUUUCUUACUCUUCUUCAAAAACGUGGAAUAUCAUAUGCAAUUUUUGUAAUUCUUUUCUCUCCUAAAAAAAAACUUGGACUAUCAUAUGCAAUUUCAGGAUUUUCUAUCCAAUUUCCAAAAAGUGGAUUAUCAUAUGGAAAAUUUGGAAUUUCUUUCUCUUCUCCAAAAACAUGGACUAUCAUAUGCAAUUUCAAGAAAUCUUGUCCCUUCUUUAAAAACGUAGACUAUCAUAUGCCAUUUUUGGAAUUUCUUUUCCUUCUCCAUAAACGUGGACUAUCUUAUGCAAUUUUCAAGAAUUCCUUUGCC
Vicia villosa (hairy vetch) is the source of this 5058-nucleotide messenger RNA. RefSeq names its product F-box/FBD/LRR-repeat protein At1g78750-like. Gene Ontology annotation, molecular function: protein binding. The record is from RefSeq and is a predicted model, not a curated record. The coding region runs from base 33 to 1196 and encodes 387 amino acids. Lineage: Eukaryota; Viridiplantae; Streptophyta; Magnoliopsida; Fabales; Fabaceae. The transcript is spliced from 5 exons.